Molecule: messenger RNA, 2500 nt
Organism: Marchantia polymorpha subsp. ruderalis
Lineage: Eukaryota; Viridiplantae; Streptophyta; Marchantiopsida; Marchantiales; Marchantiaceae
Source: the annotation of a GenBank genome assembly
CCGACCGAAGGGACUGCACUGCUGCUAAAGCAGUGUAUCCCACAACCGAGCAGGAGCUCUUGGCAGCAGUUGCAGAGGGGGUGAAGAACGGGCAGAAGAUGAGAGUGGUGAGUAAAUACAGUCACAGCAUUCCGAAACUCGUUUGUCCUGGUGGUAAUGGUGCGGGACUGCUGAUCAGCACUAGGGAUUACAAUAAGAACAUCGUUGUGGAUACAAAUGCUCGGACUGCAACUGUCGAUGCCGGUGUUCUAAUCAAGGAUAUCUUCGACUAUGUCUCCAGCUACGGUCUGGCAUUCCCUCAUUCCCCGUACUGGGACGGUCUAUCGAUAUCAGGCGUGUUGGGGACAGGAGCACAUGGCAGCUCGACCUGGGGCAAAGGUAGUUGUGUGUACGAGUAUGUGAUAGCGAUGACGAUGGUUGUUCCUGCUUCUGCGGAAGAAGGUUAUGCGAAGGUGAUCAAUUUAGUUUCGGGAGUCGCGGAUGGGGAUCUGAAUGCAGCUAAAGUUUCUCUAGGCGUGCUGGGGGUCAUAUCAAGAGUCACGCUGCAGCUUGAGCCCCAAUUUAAGCGAAAGGUUUCGAAAGUGCGAACCUCCGAUUCUGAUCUGGAGACCCAAAUCAUAGUGAACGCAAAUGAAAACGAGUUCGGCGAUAUUACUUGGUUUCCUUCACUGAAGAUAGCCAUUUACAGGCAGGACAACCGAGUACCUGUUUCGACGAAGGGUCUCGGAACGAACAACUUCACUGGCUUUCAGCAUCAGUUAGCAAUUAUACGAGCAACGACAAGAGUCCUCGAGGAGGAAGACGAAGCAGAUGGUGAUGCCAGACAUAAGUGCGAAACGAGCGAAGUCCAGCUGAACAUACUGUGCCUGAUCGGCGAGGGCUGGACGAACAACGGCUUCCUCUUCAGGGGAUACCCGAUCGUGGGCUACCAAAAUUCCAUCCAAACCAGCGGCACGUGCAACAUUCCGAUUGCCAGAAACUUUGCCUGUGCAUGGGACCCGAGCGCCAAAGGGGAAUUCUUUUUCCAGACUACGUUCUCCGUAUCGUUCGCAGACAUCGGCUCCUUCAUCAAGGAUGUGAAAGCCCUGGUGGCCCUCAAUCCUGACAGCCUCUGCACACUGGGAUUGUACAACGGCAUACUCAUACGCUACAUGAAGAAAUCGAGCGGAGCUUAUUUAGGAGAGAUCGCAGAUUCCGUCGAUCUGGACUUCACAUACUACAGAAGCUACGACGCGACGAAGCCUCGACUUUAUGAGGACACAAUGGAGGAAAUCGAGCAGAUGAUGAUAUUCAAGUACAACGGCAAGCCUCACUGGGGCAAGAAUCGGCCCGUGGCUUUCGUCAACUCGGCAACCUUGUACCCGGACCUGCCCAAAUUUCUCCAAGUCAAAGACCGACUCGACCCGCAAGGCCUGUUCUCCAACGAGUGGACCGACAUGGUGCUGAAUGUGGGAGGCGCCGCCGCCCGUCUUCAGACUUUCGGCCCGCACUGCGCUCUCGAGGGCCUGUGCAUUUGCACGGACGACAGUCACUGCGCCCCCGAGGCUGGUUACUUCUGCCGUCCCGGCCUUGUUUGGAAGGACGCUCGAGUCUGCCGAUUAUCCAAGAGCGGUGUGACAAGCUGAAUCUGAAGGCUGCUCUUCAUCUCACUAGAAAAUAAGUUCCGACCUCAGAGAAAGUGUCUCCGUUGUACUCGAAUGUAGACGACCUGCGAGGGAGAGAGAGGGAGAGGCAUGAUGCAGCAAAAGAAGAUUUCAGCCAGCAGCGGAAGCCUGCAUCCUGCGCCAGAUUCAAUUUUGUAAAUUUAUAUGUUUCAAGGGUGACUCCCUCUUGUUCCUCUCGAGCAAAUUGCAGCCGCUUCUACACGUUCUUUGGAUUACAAUGGAAAAUUGUGCUCAUCUGAGCGACUUUCUUCUUGUGCGGGCAGAGAUUUGACAAUCGUGACGAUUCUGGGGAACGAUGUUCCUUCCACUGUAAGGUAUGGAUCGCACGCCGAACAAAUGCGGCUAGAAUGAACAACCAUUCUUUCGAACUGGCGGUUUCUCUUGUCAUGGGGAUCCACAUGCCCCUGCUUGGCACUUGUCGUUAUUCCUCAUGGACGAUGAGCUCAUUUGGCCCGGUCCAGAAAUCAUCGUUUACCGUGUAAACACAUGGAGAACAUCCAAAACCGAUGAGCCUCCUCAAAUCACCAUCCAUUUGGUGGUAACUUGAGGAAUAUGUACCUCAGUGUCUCAUUGGCUAGCUUUGAUUGGCUGUAACUAGAUCGGUUGCACCGGUUGGAGGUUGGAAUCCGGAUGAUGCAAUCGUUUCUUCAUGACUCUGAAUUUAUUUCCAGAAAUGAUUUUGCACUCACCAUCAAUUUGAAGCGGGAAGUUUCCAAAAAAAUUACCCCCUCGACUAUGUAAAGCUCAAUGUGAGCAAUAAAUGAAUGUGAUUUUUCAGCAUUCAAGAGCAAACUCAGCUAAUACCAUUGCCACGAACAUCAUUAGUAAAGAUUCGG